This is a messenger RNA of Mycena citricolor, 336 nucleotides long. NCBI's taxonomy places the organism in Eukaryota, Fungi, Basidiomycota, Agaricomycetes, Agaricales, Mycenaceae. The record is from the annotation of a GenBank genome assembly.
AUGUCAGGACACCACCGCAUCACCCUCGCGGCCAACCCCCCCUAUUUUGAUGGGGACAAGACCAAAUACAUGGGCUUUGUGGACUCAUGCACCACCUACAUUGGUGCAUACCGGUCAGAAUUCUUGCUGGAUGGAACAAAAAUCCUCUUCAUCCUCUCCUACCUCCGCAAUAAGGCUGGCACAAGCUGCGCCGCCUCAAGAUGGGCAAUGAACUGGAAGCAGUGCAACUUCGAAAGCGUUAAUGGAGUAAAGGCUGUGGUCACCUUGGUGACCUUCUUGGAGGAGCUUCAGAGGGCCUUUGGGGACUCCAAUGCAGAGCAAGUUGCCGCCGCUUGA